AUGGAACACCUGCUGCCUCUGGCAUCUGCAAAUCAGCAGCAGCAGCAGCAGCAGCAGCAGCAGCAGCAGCAGCAGCAGCAGCAGCAGCAGCAGCAGCAGCAGCAACAGAGAAGCGCUGCUGUUGCUGCUGUCCAUGCGUUGUUGGGUGCCCAGGGAUAUUCUACCCCCACUUUCCCCUCUCUUCCCUGUUGUCCCUCUCUCCCCUUGUUCCACUCUCUCCCCUCUCUCCCCCUUGUUCCAUCCACACGCUGUGCAUCCACGAACGGUUUCGGUGCCUGUUUUGGGAAUCCUCAAAGCACAUUGAACCACACUCUCAGCUGCCUAAACACCUCUGCUGCUGCCUCUGGCGUAACGUCCCUCACUCCUCCUGCUGCUGGCGUGACACGGCCUAUCACUACUCCUGGUUCUGCUGCUGCUGCUGCUGCUGCUGCUGCUGCUGCUGCUGCUGCUGCUGCUGCUGUUUCUUCUGCACAUGCCCCGGUUAUCACUGCUCCUUCUUUGAGGCAGCAUGCCAACACAUGGCCAGCAGGAUACCUUCUCAUUGAGGCUCCUCUACAGUCAGUCCCAUCUGUCCAAGCAGUCAAUGCUCCUUCUGCCAGCAGACAGGCCAACGGGUGGUCAGCAGCAAAGCCAUGUGCACUCCCUAUGUUGCACUACAACAAGGCAGCUGUGUCUUGUCCCACCUCCUGGUCACAGAAGCAGGGAUUUGGUUUCAACACACAGAGCACAGAGCAGGCAGAAGAGUUUCAGUGCAGCCAGGGCCAUCCACCCACUUUUACCGCAGGAGGGCCAGCAGAUACGGAGGGAGCUACCCUGUCAGAUGCCACUCUUGCUGCACUUAUCAACCAAGUCCCUGCUGCAGCAGCCUCUUUAGGCACUGAGGAGGAAGCUACUGGAAAUUCCAGUUGCAUGCAGCAUUUGAGGCAGGCGAUUCUUGAGACGCCUGGGGAUGGAGAGAUGGGAGGAGGGAGGGGAGGGGAGAGUGGAUGGAGGAUAGGUGAUUUGAGUGACAAUGCCCAAGGGCUGGUGGAGAAUGCGGAGGAAGGGAUUUGCGAUGGGGAGAUUUUUUAG
Molecule: messenger RNA, 1071 nt
Organism: Closterium sp. Naga37s-1
Lineage: Eukaryota; Viridiplantae; Streptophyta; Zygnematophyceae; Desmidiales; Closteriaceae
Source: the annotation of a GenBank genome assembly